Molecule: messenger RNA, 7033 nt
Organism: Betta splendens (Siamese fighting fish)
Lineage: Eukaryota; Metazoa; Chordata; Actinopteri; Anabantiformes; Osphronemidae
Product: protein PRRC2C
Exons: 13
Coding region: 359-5623 (1754 amino acids)
Source: RefSeq, a predicted model, not a curated record
ACGGCAGCGUAGUGGCUAACCAGUCCGGCGGCUUGUUCAGCGCUGUCUAGUCGAUCCUGUCAACAACGCUUGCAACCUGAGACGGGAUAGCCGCCAGCCCGUUGGCUAGCUAAGUGAACCUGCUAACUUAGCUACCCUUCUAGCCCCUGCAAAAGUCAGAUGUCACACUUCGUAAAUGCUUUGCUAGUUAACCGAAACCGCUGCGCUUGAAGUUGUUCGCACCAUCAAAGAGGCAGCACGGACUUUCCCAUCUUGACUCCUUCAGCUCCUUCCUCCCAAGGGAUAUGACUCUGCUGCUUGAUUCGAACAGUAGCCAGAGCUCCACAGCAGACGGUUGACGACUGGUCAGUUGAAGACCAUGGCUGCUCAGGUGGAGGUUCAGACUGGGGAGGUAGGGAGGCCUGUGGCGGGAGGACGACUUCACCUCAGUCCCCUGACCGACUCCAGCAACAAGACGGUCGAGACUCCCCAGAUCACUCAAUCCCAUAUCAUCACUCCAGAACCCAGCAAACCUGCACCAGGCCCCAAGCCGCGACUCACUCCCAAACCUUUUGCUGUGGAAAAAAACCCCACUAUUAAGCCCAUUCUUGCUCCUAAGCCCCAGCCCAAGCCUCGACCAGAGUCCACUCGCCCUGCGGGAUCCAGACUAGAGUUUCCAGGCAGUUCAAAACCACAGCAACCAGUCCCCACUGGAAAGCCUAAACUGGUGUCAACCAACCCCAAUCGUCCUGCCCCUACCACCUUUAAAACAUCAAAUAACUGGAACACUGGCCAAACAAUUAAACCAGCAGUCCAGCCUUUUAAACCUGUCACUAUUUUGGAUGCUGAAGAGCUCAGUAAACCAACUCCUCCUGUACCAGCAAUAAGGAAAAACACUGGUCCAAGAAGCUUGGCCUACUCUAAGAGUCUUAAAAAAUUUCCUGUGGCAGAGUGGCCUAGAACCACUAAAAGGGAAGAUGAGAAGGUCAGGGGGACAGGCAACGGUGGGGCCCCCAUGACCAGAGCCAAGUCCAUGGGUUCUCUCAAUCAGGUAGGCCAGGAGGAGGAGGAAGAAAAGGAAAAAGCUGUUGCCUCCGUGCCACUGCGACCUCAAACCAGAACCUCUCGACCCAGACCUGUGUCAGCCCUUUUUCUCGAUAAUCCAAGCAAGACUGAGACACCAGUUCCUGCUCCUCGCAGGGGUGGGAGGCGACCGCUUUCGGCUGAUCUCACAUCCAAGUUUGAGUCUAUUGGUCUUUCACUGCACCGUAAAUCUCCUAAGGCAAACGCCAAAGAGGACGCUCCAGAGGAGGAGACCCUGUCUGAGACAAAAACAUGUCCUGAUGAUGCAUCUAACUCCUUCACCCCUGCUGACCAAAGUGAUAUAAACACAGGAAAAACGACGGUGAAAGACACUGAGAACAAGCAUGGAGGCAGCAUCAAAUCCCGCAUCAGUCUCCUCCUCGAUUCGUCCUCCUGUCCUUCAGCAGGUGCCGCAGGCCAAGGGUCGGACCUCAACUCUCCAGUCCAGGUGGCCCCUGAACCCGAACCACCAGUAGGUGUUAAACGGCUCAUAAAGCAGCUGACAGAGGAUGUAUUACCAACUCCGAGUCCCAUAAUGAAACCAGCGCUGAAGCCCCGCCCCUUGCCCUUAGACCUAACUAAAAGGUUUUCAACUGAGCGGUCACCAGACCUUGGCAGUACCUCCCUCAGUGAGGCAAUAGACCGCCAUGAGAUCAGCAAAGAUCCUCAGUGGAUGACUGAAGCUUCACCAGCAUCUCACAGCGAUCAGUGGAUCAUGGAUUUAACGGACUCCCGAGAGCAGCUGAAGUGGGCCUCAACACCUGAAUCAAUGCGGACGUUUACUCCUGAGGAAAGUGGUCCAGCCGCUGAACUCCAGACAGUCAGAGCAUCUCUGUUUGAAAAUGUUGUGGAGAGGCACAGCGUGCUUGUGGUGGACGACGCUAAACCCGCGAAGAAGGAUUUUCUCAGCAGCUCAUCGUUUAAAAGAAAAAGCAGCGAGGAUGAUGGAACUCUACUCACCGCCACCUAUAAGGAACCUGCCGCUCCAUCCGGUCCUCUGUGCGUGGUACAUGCCUUUGACUCAGUGCAGGCAGUUGUGAGCGAGGCAGUAAGCGAGAACAUCCCAGCAGCUCAGUGGGAGGACAAAGCCAUGACACUGCGCUCCAGGCGCUCAGAGGGGAGCAGAAAUGAAAUGACUGCUUCAGGAUACAGAGACCCAGCAUUGGCUGCCACACCAGAACCGCAUCCACGAUAUCUAAGAGUCGGAGCGUUGCACAAAUGGACCACUACAAGUUUUGACACGCAUGCAGGUAUGAGCAAAGAGACACUACAAGAAGAGAACGUAAAUAAGGACAGAGACAAGCCGAAAGAGGCCGAGAAGGAGGAGGUGCUGGGAGAAACUAAACGUUUGAAAAGACACACAGAAGAGCAGCCAAAACCCAAAGCAACCUAUUUUGCUUUGACAGCACAAAUACAGGACAACGUUUCUCCUGUAGAUUCAGGAGCCACCAAAGGAGGCGGGAUUUCACCAUUUGACCCUAUGAGCUCGCUUCUUGGCAGCUCUCAAGGAAAGAUUCUUUCAGUGAGGAGGAAUCCGUCAUUAGAUGAAGCUCUUGGAAAAACAUUUGCAUCUCAAGAUCAAGUUGAGGACUCGGUGAUGAGGAGUCGCAUGUCACACAAGGAAAUUAGAUCGCCGUCAGAUGGACAGACUGCAGAAGAAAUGAUGGAAGUUGAGAAGAACAUUGAGGCUAAAAUGAAGGAGCUUGAAAGCGAGAAGCCGAGACAACCUGUGCUGGAGCAACAGGCACAAUUUGCAAAAAUGAAGGAGAUCGAGAUGCAACGAGAAUUUGUAAGGCAAAGACAGAAAGAGAGAAAAGAAGACGAAGAGAGAGAGCGAGAAAGACAGAAAGAGAGAGAGAAAGCACGCAAGCAGGAAAAGGAGAGGCAAAGGCAAAGGGAGGAAGAGAGGCAGAGAGAGCUGGACAGGCAGAACCACCUGCUGGAACUCCAACUGGAGAAACAAAAAAGAGAGGAGCUGGAGUUGGAGAGGCAGCGGCUCUUAGAGUUUGAAAAACAAAAGCAGAAGGAAAAGGAGCGGCAGCGGGCCAUGGAGCUGGAGCAGCAGGUGCAGCGAGAACUGGAGAGACAGAGACAGAGGGAUCUGGAAAGGGAAAGACAGAGGAAGGAGUUGGAGAGGCAGUUGGAGUUCGAAAAACAGAAGCAGAAGGAAAAGGAGCGGCAGCAGGCCAUGGAGCUGGAGCAGCAGGUGCAACGAGAGAAACUCGAGAGAGAAAGGGCAGAAAAGCUAAAACAGGCAGCGCUGGAACAGGAAAUGUUAAGACUGAGAGAGAUUGAGAAAGAAAAGGAGAGACAAAUGGAGAUGGAGAAGGAACGUCAGAAGGAGCUGGAGCUGGAGAGGCAGCGAGAACUGGAGAGGCAGCGACAGAAGGCUUUGGAAAGGGAAAGACAGAGGCAGCUGGAUAUCGAGAGGCAGGAGUUGGAAAAUCAGAGGCUGAGACAAGAGGAACUAGAGAAGGAAAGAGAGAGGAAGGAGUUGGAGAGACAGCAACGCUUGGAGUUCGAAAUGCAGAAGCAGAAGGAAAAGGAGCGGCAGCAGGCCAUGGAGCUGGAGCAGAGAGAACGGGAGAAGCUCGAGAGAGAAAGGGCAGAAAAGCUAAAACAGGCAGCGCUGGAACAGGAAAUGUUAAGACUGAGAGAGAUUGAGAAAGAAAAGGAGAGACAAGUGGAGAUGGAGAAGGAACGUCAGAAGGAGCUGGAGCUGGAGAGGCAGCGACAGAAGGCUUUGGAAAGGGACAGACAGAGGCAGCUGGAUAUCGAGAGGCAGGCGUUGGAAAAUCAGAGGCUGAGACAAGAGGAGCUAGAGAAGGAAAGACAGAGGAAGGAGUUGGAGGCAAUGGAGAGAAGAAGGCUUUUAGAGUUUGAAAAGCAAAGACAGGCAGAGGAGCUUGAGCGCAGAUUGAGGGAGGAGGCGGAGAAACUGAGGCAGGUUGCCAAGCAGCAGGAGGCAGAGAGGAGGCGCAUGAGGGAGAAGCAGGAGAGGAGGUCGGAGUCGUCGCCUCUGAGGCCUAAAGUUAUGGAUCCAGACGCUCCGCUCCGAAACGAGCCCCAGGCUGCUCCUCAGCGCAGCGACCCGUCAACCCGAUGGAAGGAGCCUUCUCCCAGAGCCGACGAGCCCUACAAACCUGCCAUCCUCGACAUAGACUCCUUCCCAUCACAAACCCAGCUCCCUCCCAGUAAAGACCCGUUUGCCCUUUCUAACGUUCAGAGCGUGGACUCCGCCUUGGGAAGCAAAUCACAGCACACGCCCGAGAGAGACGUUAGCUGGAAGGUGCCACCACCGACCUCGGGCGGUUUCUCAAGCCCCAUAUGGACCCCCCCCCAGGACCCGUGGCAGCUGUGGUCGAAUGAGUUGUCCGUGGACAGACCCACGGCCGAGCCCAGAAAGCCCGCCAGCAGAGUGGGCCCUGAGCAGCUCCUCCUCAGGCAGGAGGAGCUGCAGCCCGCUCCUCAGCGGCGGCCGGCUGUGCCAGAUGAGCUGCUCCUCUUUGACCCCCUCUGUCCGACCAAGACCGGCAGCCCCCCGUCAGCGGGGGCCUCCAGCAGCCUCGCGGCCGAAAUGACCUGGCUCCCGAAAGAGCCGCAACGCCAGGACAGCAGGGCAGAGGUUCCGAAACCCAGGAGAUCGCAGGGGUCUCAGGAUUCAAGGAUGCGGUCUCGCAGCAUGUGUCGCCGGUCGGCUCCAUCGACCAGCGCCUCGGAGGGAAACCUGCCCAGGAUCCGGAGCCGCAGCGCUCACAGAGAGCAGGACCGCCACAGCUGGGUGCAGGAAAAGCAAAGUGACAAAGAUGAGAAGGAGGGAAAAGGCUCUGAAACUCCAGUCCAUGACACCGACAGUCAGUACGGGACCUGGGAGACGGGACUGCGCACUGACGACAGCCUCACGCCUGCCACGCCUACUUCAGACAGCAACCUCAGCCCUUCCCCCAGGAAGCCCCCUUCCUCAGGAGAGCGUGGCUCGCAGUCUGAGACCGACACUCUGGACGGCCUCCUUCCCUCGCCCGCCAACCAGCCGCUGUCCUUCCCUGAUGCUCCCAGCACACUGUUAGACAACAGCGUCCUCCGCACGAGAGCCCAGCUGGCGAAGAAACGGGCCCCACGCACGCGUCCCUCCAGGGCUGCCCGUCAGAGCGCUGCGCUGGCGGGAGAGGGAGGAUCCGGGGACGACUGGCUUUACCGGGACUCCACAGAGGCAAAGGUCGAGAGUAAAAAUGAUGAUUCGGAUUCUGAAGAGCAGAACAAAGAUGCUGACGUCGGCGCUGCUGUUGCCUCUCAGCCACAGAGGGUCGCCCUGUUCCCCGGCGUGGACCCUUCAGCAUUAAAGGCCCAGCUGAGGAAGAGGGGCGACUCCGAUACUCAAACCGAUGGAUCUACUCCCUCUCCCUCCCAGCCCUCUCGCUCGCCCAAGUCACCCUUCCUUCCCCGGGCAGCUCGUGUACUGCCCACACCCGGUGGGAAAGAGAGUGGUGAGGAGGACUCACCCCAGUGGCUGAAAGAGCUGAAGUCCAAGAAGCGCUUGAGUCAAUAUGAAAGUGAAAGCUAGGUUAAUAACAAGAUUGCCUUAAAAGGAUGAAUCUGAAUGAAACAGAAGCCUUAAUGUUUGACCCAGAGCGUGAAGAGAGGUCAAUCUACAGCUGCUGAUGGAUAUUCUUUUAUUUUUUAUUUCCUUCUACCCAUCUGGGUCGAUUUAAAGUGCAUGGUGCCUUUUAUGUGGACAGUCUCUGUCUCAUGGAAAAAGAGAACAAGCCACCAGGAAAAAAAAAUCAUCAGGCUGCUCUGCUUUAUUCAUUUCAUGCUUGAACCUGUUGGAGCUCUCCUGCACCAGGAGGGACUUCACACGAACACUUUAAUGGGGACCAGAGGACGUAGAGGGGAGGAAAAGGCAAAUGGCAGCUUUUGGUGUUUAUUUCCUGUCAAGCUGCAUUUCAGGACAUGGUGAACUAGUGGGAUUAGUCGCCUGCUGGAGGACAAUCCAAGCAAUCCUCUGCAAAAUGUUUGUAUUUGGUUUCCCUGUGUCACUGUGUAUGUGUGCGGAGGUCAUCAUGGGGGUCAAUGCCAUAGGAUGGUGUUUCAGACACUAAUGAUGUUUGAAUGUGGAGAACAAAUAACCACUGACUUGACUGACAGUGGACUCUAUAUGAUGUUAGUAGUUGCAAUCAAGAGAUGUUAUAUUUGUAUUAACCUGUGAUUCAAAAAGGGCAGAGACAGUUUUGAAAACUUUAUGAUGCAUCAGUAGAGUAGAGGCUCCACCGCCAGCGGUCUCACAGUUACAGCAUACUAUACUGUAUGUGCCUGUGUCUAAAUGUGUUUGUGUUUUUGGUAAAUCGUCGGGGGCUCUAUAUUUAAACUUUGCAUCGGUCAAUCAUGCACACUCCUACUCAGCACAAGUGUUUUAUGAAAACAAUAAUAAGACUGUCUUCCCGACUUUCAAUAGGUUGAAUGAGUAUAGCCGCCAGCAUCCAUAAUAAGAUACACAAUGAUUGUGCACUUUCCCCUUGUAUCUUGUCCCACUAACGUGCAGGCACAAUCUCCACUCAGCGGGUCAGGGGUUCCUGCAGCCGGGGGACGCUGUGAUCACGGUCCUGUUGAGACUCUGCCCUUUACUUUACGAAACAAAUCAGGCUGCCUGCAGCAGCUUCUACAGUCCAUCUGCAGCGUUCCCGCUCAUGUUUACCAUAACUCACUCACUCACUGUUUCUAUACAGCACUUUGUCACUUGAUGCACUACAGCACUGACCUCUGCCCCCAUUUUUUUGGCCGUCUUGUCUCCUGUAUUAUCGGUCUGUUAUAUAUGUGGAUGUUUUACUUCGUCAUGUAAUUCGAGGGUUUAUUUUUAUGUCUUUCUUUUGACCUUUUUUUAAUUUGAAAGUCCAGAUGUAUAUCGCACUGUGUUUUGCUGGCCAGUGUGUCCAAAAGUGAAUAUAAAAUUCUUAAUAAAAUGUACCUGACUUGA